Molecule: messenger RNA, 1368 nt
Organism: Beauveria bassiana ARSEF 2860
Lineage: Eukaryota; Fungi; Ascomycota; Sordariomycetes; Hypocreales; Cordycipitaceae
Exons: 1
Coding region: 1-1368 (455 amino acids)
Source: RefSeq, a predicted model, not a curated record
AUGCCGCUCGAAGUACAACUUCAGAUCUACGACUACGCUCUCAGUGAUCCCGACCUCUGGGAUCGUCGUCACCGUCCCGGAUGCGACCUCUGCCCCCUCACACAACAAGAGAUGAAUCAGCCGCCCUUCAUGUGGCACCGCGUCGUCGUCGACGCCGUCCCCAAGCCCGGAAAGGGGGAACAGGUCGCCCUGAGCAGCAUUCACGGGCUUCCAAAAGCCUUCUCCCUGGCCAAAACAUGGACGGCGUGCGACUGCGGCAAGCGCCGCGGUAUCCACCUCUUGCGCACCAACCGCCACAUCUUCAGCGUCGCGGCGCAUAUGCUCUGGUCGCGCGGGAACUUCUGCUUUUUUGACGCGACCGAGUUCGCCGCGUGCGUGGAAGCCACCUCGCCGGGUACGCGAGCCCUCAUCCGCGGCGUCAGCAUAAUGUCGUUGUCAAACGGGAGCGCCCUUGAUUCGCGCGUGUGCCUUCGAAGCCAAGGUGACAACGGGCUAGACCGUCCGAGUGCCGUGUACCCGUGGGAGGACCGGUGCUUGCCCGAAUUCUGGCUAGCACUGCAGCUCCUGCCGAUGCUGAAAUACCUGAGCAUCCCGCACCUAUAUCUCAGUGUCUUUCAUACCAUUACUGACGAUCUAUUCUUCAAGACAAAGGCGUACUUGGCGCGACUGGGCUACAUGUACUUUACAUGUUUAGCCCUGACUCCUAGAGAUUGGGGCUUAUACCCAGGCUACAUUCACGGUUACGAUAACUUCUGGGCCGCCUUCUUCAGCGGCAGGACCUUGGCAUCGCUAUAUGGCUUUUCCGAACGUGUUGAUACGACCACAUGGCUCGACGGUAUUACGAACCUUGACCCUCGUGAUGCUCUCGACCAUAGAGUAGCUCUGAUCCUGUCACAAUACCUCGUGGGUCGAACAACUCAGGCUACGCGAAUGCAGGCGAUGGAGUGGGACAGUACAACGAUCGCGGGAAAACACUGGUUGCGCCCGCAAACUCGCGUCAUUGCCGGCGGCGGAACCACCACCGUGUCGCUUGAUGACACGGGUACAUUGAAAGUGGCAGUCAAAUUUUAUAACGCGCCUCUAUCAAGAGACGCCUGUGUGAAUAGCAAUCUAGCAUUGGCGAGUCAACGUGCCGAGCUUGAAAGGCUGGGUAGGAAGUUUGAGGCAGGCCAAAGGAAACGAAAACUAGCACGGGAGGAAAUGAUUUGCCGUUUCAAAUCUUUGCCCUCGUACGAUACAUACACCUUGAGAAAGAUGGUAGUUAAACUCAGGGUCCCUAAGCCCAUCGUUGAGCCGCCGCCGACUAAGAGGGUGCGGACCAAGAAGAAUCGACGUGGGUAUCAGAAGAGGGGCAAUCGGCAGGAAUGA